Tinamus guttatus (white-throated tinamou) is the source of this 364-nucleotide messenger RNA. Lineage: Eukaryota; Metazoa; Chordata; Aves; Tinamiformes; Tinamidae. The record is from RefSeq and is a predicted model, not a curated record.
AUGAUCUUCAAUGCUGAUGAAGCCCACAACAUAGUUAAGGAGUGCAUAGAAGGUGUUCUGGGCAAAACAGAUUAUAACCACAACAAAGUCAACCAGUGGACUGCAGCUAUUGUAGAACAAUCACUGACGCAUUUGGUGAAACUAGGAAAAACGUACAAGUACAUUGUAACCUGUGCAGUGAUGCAGAGGAGUGGAGCUGGUCUCCACACAGCAAGCUCUUGCUUCUGGGAUACCACAACUGACGGAACAUGCACAGUGAGAUGGGAAAACCGAACGAUGAACUGCAUCGUCAACGUUUUUGCAGUUGCUAUUAUCCUGUAGCUGACUGGAGGAUGAAUAUAAGUAACACCGAAGCCUUUAAAAA